AUGCGAGAGCCGUGUGUGCAACGCGCACCGGCUCCGGCUCGGGAGCGGAAACGGCCCAGAGAAUCCAAGGUGUCGCAGUUGGAAAAGAAGAUUGAGGAUCUCAGCUCUAUACUUGUGGCUGAGACGACGAGGCCUGAGAGUGCACCAGAAUGGAUUCGAAAGAAAAGCAAGCAGCUCAUGUCCUACAGCCAUGUCUUCCCUUCACAUAAGUUGCACCAACCCAACUUCGCACCAGAGGAGUCGCCACGAGAAGAUGCGAAUGAGGAAUGGCCGGAGAUUUCUCAUUCUUCCGGUCUAGCUCAGACUUCGUCGACCGCUGGAUGGCCAACAGGUCAAGAGGCACAGAUGUGGCUAGAGAGAUACCGAGAGAAAAUGAUGCGCCUAUGUCCAUUUGCUAUCAUCCCUCCGGGCAUGACAUCAGAUGAACUUCGUAGAGAGCGGCCAUUCCUGUGGAAAUCAUCCAUGCUCGAGGCCUGUAAUGAGGACGGAUACCGCCAAAUGAGCCUUGGGCGCGAGUUGUUGAAAACCUUCAGCGAAGCUCUGAUUACGAAACCCACAAAGAGCCUAGAUUUGCUCCAAGGGCUAUUACUCUAUAUUGCAUGGUUUCACUAUGGCUUGAACAGUUUCCAAGUUACAAAUCUGCUCGGGCUGGCAAGGUCACUGUGUAUGAGUCUCGGGUUUGCUCAGUGUAGUCUUCAAAGCGACCCAUUCAGUUACUCGUCAUCGUCACUAGAGAAAAUGAGGGCGUACGCCGGCACAUACUACCUUGUGACAUCUGCAUUCGCUACAAGCAAGAUAUCCGAAGCUUUUAUGAGUACCAACUAUCUAAGCACUAUUUGCGAUAUUCUAGAAGAACGAAUCGAAUAUCCCACAGACAGGCUUCUAGGCAAUAUGGUGAGGGUACAGGAGUUGGCACAAUCAAUCGUCGUCACCACCUCGUCACUAUAUCGCAACCCUCCGAAAUCGGAGCUAUCUACACUACCUUCGAUACUCUUAGUGAGGAGCUUUCAGGGCCGUAUCAACGACUUGAAGUCAACUAUACCGCCAGAUCUCCAAGACAACCCUCAGCUACUAGCACAUAUUCACAUCGCAGAAGUCCUGUUAUAUGAUAUCAGCCUACAGGAUAUGCCACCUGCAUGUAGCAUAUUGCAAGACACCGACCGCCUUGAGCUGCUCUGGUCGCUACUGGGUUCACUUAAAUCGUUUACGGCCCUGCGGUCAUUCAGUGACUUAACUGGAAGCACACAAUGGCCUGGCAUUUCGUGUGUUGACUGCAUGUACGCGUUUAUCACCUGCCUGAAAAUCAUCACUCUCGACGCCCCGGGAUGGGACUUGGCCUUCAUACGAAAAGACUUGGAUUUAACUACCCAUCUCGAGCGUCGAUUGCAGGCUGUAGAGAGGGCAUGUACACAGCGUGGUCAACGACAGAGGCUGAGUGUAGCGGAUGGCAAGAGUCAGGAGAAGGACCCGUACGAAAGGCUAGCUAACAUGCUUCGUCAUGUGAAAGGCAUGCUUGAGGUCUUGCCGGAACCUACGGUUGUCGCGUCAUCCGCGGCCCAGGUGGUCACACCGCAAUCCAUAGACAGCUUCCCGACAGGCAUGGACAACCUCUCUAAUCUGAAGCUUGGUAUGUGGCAUCAGCGUUGGGAAGACACAGGGGAGGAUACACGUGACUGGGAUGACGGAGUCAACGGCGCUCUAGACUUCACACCAGAUUUGAUAAUGUCCGGAUAUGUGCCAUAA
Messenger RNA from Neoarthrinium moseri, 1743 nucleotides. RefSeq lists its product as uncharacterized. Gene Ontology annotation, cellular component: nucleus. Gene Ontology annotation, biological process: regulation of DNA-templated transcription. Gene Ontology annotation, molecular function: DNA-binding transcription factor activity, RNA polymerase II-specific; transcription cis-regulatory region binding. NCBI's taxonomy places the organism in Eukaryota, Fungi, Ascomycota, Sordariomycetes, Amphisphaeriales, Apiosporaceae. Bases 1 to 1743 code for a protein of 580 amino acids. The record is from RefSeq and is a predicted model, not a curated record. The transcript is spliced from 6 exons.